CAUCGGGUCCCGGCCAGUGAUUCCCAGCCGCCACUCGGCAAUCAUGGGGGAAAGCUGACAGGGGAGAGACCUGUGUGUAAACCCUGGUCUCUCUCCUGUCAGCAUGGACAUGCUGCUUUGUAUCUCUCUGCACAGCAGACAGAUACAAAACAGCAUGUCUCCCUAGUAAAACACACAAAGCACAUGGUUAACCUUUUGAUCGCCCCAGAUGUUAACCCCUUUCUGCCCAGUGCCAUUAGUACAGUGUCAUUGCUUUUUAUUAGCACUGAUCACUGUAUUAGUGUCACUGGGGAUGUCAGUGGCAGUUAGUCAGUUCCCACCCAGUGUCAGAAUGCCCA
Molecule: messenger RNA, 338 nt
Organism: Staurois parvus
Lineage: Eukaryota; Metazoa; Chordata; Amphibia; Anura; Ranidae
Source: the annotation of a GenBank genome assembly